Molecule: messenger RNA, 1717 nt
Organism: Zalophus californianus (California sea lion)
Lineage: Eukaryota; Metazoa; Chordata; Mammalia; Carnivora; Otariidae
Gene: MXD3
Product: MAX dimerization protein 3
Exons: 6
Coding region: 450-1094 (214 amino acids)
Biological process (GO): regulation of transcription by RNA polymerase II
Molecular function (GO): RNA polymerase II cis-regulatory region sequence-specific DNA binding; DNA-binding transcription factor activity, RNA polymerase II-specific; protein dimerization activity
Source: RefSeq, a predicted model, not a curated record
CAGCGCCCACGUGCAGCGACCGAGCUGGGGCCUCCCGGACACCCAGGGCCCCCAGAGUACCAUUUUAGGUGCAGAGCCUUCGCUAUCAGCUUGGGGCUGGAAACUGGGGCCCUGAUAUACUAAGCAGUCGGCCCGGGGUCGUUGAGUGAAAAGGGCGAGACGUGGCCCCCUUCAGCCUGGGGAUUCACUCAAAGGCUGGGCCUGGAAUCGGCGCCCGUAGCAGCUCCGGGAGUCUGAGUGGGGGCAGGCUCGUGGAGGUGGUCUGCUGUUCCCUGGCCCCCUUUCGAGGGGGCGGGGCCAAGGGCUGGGCCGUACCGGGGGCGGGGUGUCCCAGGGGCGGGGCCGGGCCCCUGUGUUUGUUGCACCGUGUCAGUUACAUUGUAACAAAAGUGGUGCAGCCGCUCUUCGGGCCAGCACCCUAGGCCCGCCGGCUGCCAGCUGUCGCCGACAUGGAACCCGUGGCCAGCAAUAUCCAGGUCCUGCUGCAGGCGGCGGAGUUCCUAGAGCGCCGGGAGAGAGAAGCCGAGCAUGGCUACGCGUCCCUGUGCCCGCACCGCAGUCCAGGCCCAGUCUACAGGAGGAGGAAGCGAUCCCCCCAAGCUUCUGGCGCGCUGGACAGUGGGCGGUCUGUGCACAACGAGCUGGAGAAACGCAGGAGGGCCCAGCUGAAGCGGUGCCUAGAGCAGCUAAAACAGCAGAUGCCCCUGGGGGCUGACUGUGCCCGCUACACCACAUUGAGCCUUCUGCGCUGGGCCAGGAUGCACAUCCAGUGCUGUGCUGAGCCCGGGCCCUCGCCCCCUUGGGACCCGCAGAAGCUGGAGGCGCAGGAGCGACAGGCGCGGCGGCUGAAGGAGAAGCUGCGCAGCAAGCGGCAGAGCCUGCGGCGGCAGCUGGAGCGGCUCCGGGGGCCGGCGGGGCCGCGGGCACACAGCCUGGACUCUUCGGGCCUCUCCUCCGAGCGCUCGGACUCGGACCGAGAGGAGGCAGACGUGGACGUGGAGAGCCUGGCGUCCGGGGCCGAGGCCGAGCUGCCGUGGGGCUUCGGCGCGGGCCGGGAGCACAGCUACUCCCACGGCUGCAGCAGCUGGCUGUGACCUGCGCGGCGCCGGCCACCCGCCCGCCCGCCGCCCUUGGCUCGGAGGUCGGAGCCUGCCGCAAGCCUCAGGGGCUGCCUGCAACGGACUGAAAGGACCCUUCCGUGGGAACAGGUGCGGGCCUCCCCCGACCCCCCGUCCCCCGCCCCCACCCCGCCGCUGGGUGCCGGCCGGCCCUCCUAGGGGAGGGCUUGCCCGUGCUUCCCCCGCGUCCUGCAGGGCAGGCAGCUUGCGCCCGGGCCACCCUUCCAGGCCUUUCUUGUAGCACUUGGCUCUGCUGUCCCCACAGGGGGCAGGAAGCCUCUUGGGCCCUCACGUUCCUUCCUAGAGAAGGCCCCCAGAUACUGGACAGUAUUCGCAUUAAAUUUAAGCCUCUUUGCUAACUUCCUGUCCGUGGUCUUGCCUGAUGAAAAUGGGGAACUCUCAGGCACGGACAAACUGGAAAAGAGGAAAUGAGAUCAUAGCCGUGACCGACACGGAUCGUUCACCGUACCAGGCAGUGUCCCUCUACGCCUCACAGCUGGGGGCUGUCUGGCCCCGCUUCACAGGUGGCACCGAGGCUGAGUACGAGACUUGCCUGAGGCCCAAAGCCAGGAAAGCAUGCAGUCAAGAUUCUAACUAAA